AUGGCACAUUGGUUUCAUCGAAAUCCAUUGAAAUCUUCAAAAACGGCCAAGUUUGAGCUAAAACAAGUUGUGACCAAUUCGGAUUCGUCGAAAAUAUGUUCGUAUGUUGUUUACGGUUUAUUUUAUGUAAUAAUACAUGGAUAAUGCUAGCUGUUUCACUGAACAUUGACAUUGUAGAGAGUUACGAUUGAGACGAGAACAGCUGUUGGAUAUUCUGACAUCAGCUAGUGCUUCUACUGAUUUGGUUGAGGGUGAAUUCGAUUCGUACUUGAGAAAUUUGUAUGGAUUUGUGUUUGAUUUGGAGGAUGCUGAAAAGAACAGUAAGCUACGAUAUAUGGGGAAGUUCACAUGGUCACAAUCAAUGUUAGGAGCUGAUGGGUUGUAGGUUUCAAUGUUUUUUAUUGAUUAUUUUGGUUUUUGAAGCUUUUUGACUGAUGGAACCCUUAAAUCUUUCAUGGAUUCUAAUAUAUGGUAUAAGACAUGUAUAUAAAUGUUUUAAUUACAUUUAAAUUUUGCUUAUGUUCAUCGAAUUCUGAACUACAAUAUUAAUUUUGCAGUCAAUCGAGUGAUUCAUGGUUCGAAGUGCUAAAUCUUUGUAUAAACAUUGCAAUUUGGUACAUGAAAAGAGCUGCCUUUUUAUCAUCUGGUGAUGAAGUCAGUGAUCUUGACUCUAAAAACAUUCACACGUCUUUGCGGAAAGCGGCCGGAAUCUUUGAUUACGUGUCACAAAACGCUGAUAAGGUUGGAAUCAUACCUCAAGCAACAGGAAAUGAUUUGGAUUCAAGAAUUCUGAGAGGCUACAAACAACAAUGUUUGGCAGAAGCGCAGGAAAUUACAAUAGCCAGAGCUAUAGAGCUGAAACAUUCCGCGAAGUUGAUAUACUCUUUGGCCAAUCAGACGGCCAAGGUUUAUGCUGAAUGUCGUAAGUUUUUCGAGAUUAUAGUCAAUGUUUUAUACAACGUAAUCUUUAAUUUUUUUAGGAAGUUGUUUUACCGUGUAAAAUUUUUAAAUUUUUGCUUAAAAAUAGAAUGUAAACACUAAUUUAACAUCUCAAUAUUGUAGUUGGAUGUCUCGACGGUCUAGACGCUUCAAUAUUCGAAAAAUGGCGUAAGUACUUUGAACUAAAGAAGGAGUUCUACUUGUCGUAUGCUUAUGCAUAUCUAUGUGAACAUCUUUUGUCAGAAGAUGAAUGUGGCAAAGCGAUAAGAGCCUGUCAAGAAGGCCAAGAUCAUUACAAACAAAGUGAAAUAGUUUGUGGCCAAUAUGCGAAGUCUUCAGGACCAGGCUUUGUGGCAAAGCCAGAAUGUCAUUUGUUUUUCCGUCGUAUUCAACCGAUUCUGGAUAGACACAUGGACAAGGCCAAAAGGGAGAAUGGGUUUAUUUACCAUCAGUCUGUUCCAACCGACUGUCCUGAGUUUGAGGUCGAAGCCGAGUUUGGUUUAGCAUCGCCGAUUGAGUUUAAACAUCCUGGGAAGUCUGAUGUGAGUUUGAUUUACUUUAUGAAACAAUAGUUUACAUUUAAUGUUUUGGUCAUAAAGUUUGUAGAAUCUUAUUUUUCAAAGUAUUUUCAAUCAACUUAUAAGUGCCAGUAUUUUUGCAAAACAAGGCAGACACAAUUGUGUUUGUUUAAUAGUAAAAUAACCUUAAUAAAUGAUUAUGUAUACAAUAAAUAUUAUUAUUAUCUUGCAGCUAUGGACCAACAGUUCCUACAAAUCCUUUGACAUAACUAAAUCGGAUAUGCCAGACUUUAAACCACCUCAGAAAUGUGGGAAGAUACCUCUAGUCAAGGAGAAGAAGGUCUACGAGACCGAUAAGGAUCCGUCCAAUCUCUCGGGAUGUGUAAUUUCUUAA
This is a messenger RNA of Bursaphelenchus okinawaensis, 1851 nucleotides long. The record is from the annotation of a GenBank genome assembly. NCBI's taxonomy places the organism in Eukaryota, Metazoa, Nematoda, Chromadorea, Rhabditida, Aphelenchoididae.